AUGUAUGAACCCGCUGGUUCUCUCCAUCUUCCCUACAUCAAACAACAACCUCUCCCGCGACGAUACGAGUCCGAAGAGGAGGACAUCUCGGAGCCCGAGUUGAGUGGCCAAGAAAACGCCCUUUCGCCUGUGGAAACCUGCCAGGAGCACGGCACAUUCGACUCCGACGCCAGUGCGGACGAGCUGUCGAAUGCUGAUCCCUCCGAGUCUGUUAUGGAGAAGGCUGCAUUACCCUGUCUCCUGUCACCAUUGCCAUCAUCCCGACCUGUCUCGAUGGACACCGUCAAGCGAAGCAGUAGCACCACCUAUGUGGCAGACUCGUACAUCUUUGAUCGUGAUGAGAGCGUGAUCAUUGAGCUGCCAUCACCGGAUUCAACCUCGCCAUUGCACUCCCCCUCCUUCCUCCAACCCAACGUCUACAUGCCGCCCGACUCCCCUGCGCCGUCGUCGACGAGGCGAUCUUCUGCAUCGUCCAUCUACUCGGACGACGGCACUGACCUGCUCGUAGCAGAACGGGUCACAUAUGUCGGACCAAUGACUAAACCUAAUAUAGUCCUAAUUAGCCCAGUCACGGAGCAUUCGUCUCCUGUAUCGGAAAAGUCCAUGCCGGCUUCCACUGCCCAUCGGGCCACUAGCAAGUCGUCGCGGGACCAGCUAGGCUUUUACAACCUAAAACCCGCCGCAUCAUCACAACCGUUCCUGGGAAGCGCUGUCUGUGACAAUGCACGGUCGAGGAAGAGUGGUCUACGCCUGAACACGACGGAUCUGGGUGGCCCCUCGACCGAGUCGAACCGGCAGUUCACGGGGAUGCCCGAGUCCGCUCCUCCCAAGUCGCACUGCACUCACUCGAUGUCAUCCUCACGGCCGAAGACCGCCGUUUCCGAGAAGGCGUCUUUGAACCCUUUCACACGGUCUCGCGCUCCCACGGAUUCUCUUCGACGCCCACCGUCGAUCCAGAGUAUUCGCAGCGCCCACGUACCAUUUUUCCAUGGACGAAAUAACUCGAUGUAUCCCGGCGACGACUCUUACGGCCUGCCCAUUUCCUGUUCUCCUUCCGCGGCCAGUUCUGAUUUCUCAGUCUCGCCCCUGAACAGCCGGCCUCCUUCUCGCACUCCCAGCCCCGCGUCGUACUACAACUCUCCGACCUUCGCUCGACACCGGUCCAACUCCGUGUACAGCGUGUCCAGCGUGCCCGGCAACAAAAGCAAUCAUACGCCAUUGCCCAUUCGGAAUUCUCUGAUGAAAAGCUCGACAGCCUCGAGUGUCUAUUCCUCCAGCAGUCUUCGCUCCGAAGUCGACAGCGUGCACAGCUUGGAUCCGAAUGACCUGGAAGAGACGGACGAAAAGUUGAACAGACUCCGACGGAAGAAAAGUCUACGGCGGUUCAAGGAGCCAAAGACCGACCCCGAACAGACCACGAAAAGUUUCAUGGGGUUCAUGUUGAGGAGCAAGAGAAAGUCUAUCUCUGUUAAACAGCCUAAUGCCUAA
This is a messenger RNA of Aspergillus tanneri, 1488 nucleotides long. RefSeq lists its product as uncharacterized. NCBI's taxonomy places the organism in Eukaryota, Fungi, Ascomycota, Eurotiomycetes, Eurotiales, Aspergillaceae. The coding region runs from base 1 to 1488 and encodes 495 amino acids. The transcript has a single exon. The record is from RefSeq and is a predicted model, not a curated record.